Messenger RNA from Sesamum indicum (sesame), 959 nucleotides. Its product is annotated as Mitochondrial import inner membrane translocase subunit Tim17/Tim22/Tim23 family protein. Gene Ontology annotation, molecular function: transmembrane protein transporter activity. Lineage: Eukaryota; Viridiplantae; Streptophyta; Magnoliopsida; Lamiales; Pedaliaceae. The record is from RefSeq and is a predicted model, not a curated record. Gene Ontology annotation, cellular component: TIM22 mitochondrial import inner membrane insertion complex. Gene Ontology annotation, biological process: protein insertion into mitochondrial inner membrane.
CUUUUUUCCUUUUUCUAUUCCAAAAACCCCCAGUUUCAUUUCUUUCGUUUUUCGUUUCAGCACCCACACAUUCUAAAACCCUAGCGUCGAAUCUACAUCCAGUUCCAAGACACCCUCAUGAGUUCAAAUCCGGAUGGUGAGUUGCAGAAUGCUUCUGCAAGCACACAAGAUGCACCAAAGCCCCCAAUUGAGCCUAUCCACUUGCCUACAAUAGAGGAAAUCCGAGGCCAGGACAUUUGGAAUAAUUGUGCUGUACGGAGCGUUGUCAGUGGAGUCAUGGGAGGUGGAUUGGGGUUGUUCAUGGGAUUGUUCCUUGGGGCUCUGGAUAAUCCGAUAAUGCAAGAUGAAAUGACUGGAAGACAACAGCUAGUUUACCAAGCAAAGCAGAUGGGUAGAAGGAGCUGGAGUUCCUGCAAAGCCUUUGCCAUUAUGGGAUUUAUCUUCUCUGCUUCUGAAUGCGUCAUUGAGAAGGCCCGGGCCAAGCACGAUAUUACAAAUACGGUGGUUGCUGGGUGUGUAACUGGAGGUUCUAUAUCCGCUAGAGGUGGCCCAAAAGCAGCAUGCGCUGGGUGUGCUGGUUUUGCUGCAUUUUCAGUUGUGAUAGAGAAAUUCUUAGAAAGACAUAGUUGAGGAACCAAAUGCUCAAUUGAUUAUCAGCAUACAAACUUACUAUGAAGUUGGGACAUGGCAAUACAACCAGAGAUUUUAUUCCAAUAUUUUGUUCAGAUAUAAAAUAUUGAACAAUUUUGUCACCUCAAUUUAGGGAUGUAAAAUGUACAUCAUGGGAGCUAUUCAAUUUGUAAUAGACGUUUCAAUGGCUGAUCAUAAUCAGCCCUUUGAACCAAGGGAAGCUGAGUAUUUAACAUGACAUUUUAGAACUGUUUAGUCCUAAUAAACGAGCCACAUCGAUCCCUUCUGUAAGUAUGAAAGUUGCACUGCUGGGAAGAGCUUGCUCGCUC